This is a messenger RNA of Cottoperca gobio, 1911 nucleotides long. RefSeq names its product gastrula zinc finger protein XlCGF8.2DB-like. Lineage: Eukaryota; Metazoa; Chordata; Actinopteri; Perciformes; Bovichtidae. The record is from RefSeq and is a predicted model, not a curated record. Gene Ontology annotation, cellular component: nucleus. Bases 117 to 1217 code for a protein of 366 amino acids. Gene Ontology annotation, biological process: regulation of transcription by RNA polymerase II. The transcript has a single exon. Gene Ontology annotation, molecular function: RNA polymerase II cis-regulatory region sequence-specific DNA binding; DNA-binding transcription activator activity, RNA polymerase II-specific.
ACUGAAGCAGGAGACUGAUACCUUUAUGUUGACUCCUACUGAUGAGGAAAGUGACCACCAGCUCCUCUCUCACAACUCUCAUGUAGCUGAGAGCCAAGAUCAGAAAGGAGGCAAGCAUGGAGACUCAGGACUCAACUAGAACUGCAGAGCCAAAUCAACAGAGUCUACAUCACGAAAGCACAAGUCACAGUAACAAUGUAGACAACCCUAACCUGUCAGAGAUGCACUGUGACACUCACACAGGUAAACAGCCUUUAAAAUGUGACACAUGUGGAAAAUACUUUAAGAAUAAAGCAUCACUAGAGAGACAUCUGAGAACUCACACUGGUGCCAAGCCAUAUUCUUGCAAAACAUGUAGGAAAGCUUUCAUAAAUAAUGGUCACUUGGUAAUCCACAUGAGAACCCACACAGGUGAGAAGCCAUAUUCUUGUAAAAUAUGUGGGAAUGGAUUUUCUCAGAAAUCAACAUUGAACUCUCAUAUAAGAACCCACUCAGAUGAGAAGCGAUAUUUUUGUGAAACAUGCAAAAAGAAAUUCCAGCGUAAUGAUGCCUUGAAAGUCCACAUGAUGAGUCACACAGGUGAGAGGCCAUAUUCUUGCGAAAUAUGUGGGAAUGGAUUCACGACUAAAUCAGCAUUGAACCAUCAUAUGAGAAUCCACACAGAUGAGAAGCCGUUUGCAUGCAAAACAUGUGAGAGAGCUUUUCGAAAUAAUGGUCACUUGAAUAUCCAUAUGAGAACCCACACAGGUGAGAGGCCAUAUUCUUGCAAAAUAUGUGGGAAUGGAUUUACUCAUAAAUCAGCAUUGACCUAUCAUAUAAGAACCCACACAGGUGAGAAGCCGUUUGCAUGCAAAACAUGUGAGAGAGCUUUCAUAAAUAAUGGUCACUUGGUAAGCCACAUGAGAAUCCACACAGGUGAAAAGCCAUAUUCUUGCAAAAUAUGUGGGAAUGGAUUUACUCAUAAAUCAACAUUGGACCAUCAUAUAAGAAUCCACACAGGUGAGAAGCCAUAUUCUUGUAAAACAUGCAAAAAGAAAUUCCUGCGUAAUGAUGUAUUAAAAGUCCACAUGAGAACCCACACAGGUGAGAAGCCAUAUUCUUGUAAAACAUGCAAAAAAAAAUUCCGCUCUAAUUGUAACUUGAAAGUCCACAUGAGAACACACAUGGGGGAAAAGCUGCAUCACUGCAGCACAGAGGUUCCAGAGAUUAAAGAGUAACAGUUCAACAUUAACUAACCCUAACCCCAGCCGUGAUAGAGGACAUGGCUGGUGGGAUGCUGAGCUUCAGAAGCUCGUGUGUAAUGCAUACUGGUACAUGCAGGCAGUUCCUGCACGGCUCCGCGAGCAGGAGAACUCAGCUUUAGGAUUCAGGGGGAUCUAUUGGCAGAAAUGGAAUAUAGUAUUCAUAACUAAAUGCUACACACUGGACCUUUUUAAGGGGAAAGUUAAUGUAUGACUGACAAUGAUGAACAAACUGUUAACCAGAUGAAUGUUACUGCAUUGUAUGAAACUUUUUAAUUGAACAACGAUGACACUGAGCAUGGAUGAUUGUAGCAACACUGUUAAUAUAAUGUGUUAUACUGCUGCACAUUGUUUGGAGACCGACUGUGACAGAACAUAUUGCUGGAAAGGCCAGAAGAUAUAGAAGCUUAAAGAGAACGUAUUCAUAUCACACAUGUUAGUUACCAAGGUAGAAUGGUGCAUCACAUUUUACGGUUUGUAAAUAAUGAAUGUGUGUAAACAUUGUCUUGAAGAGAUGCAAUCAAGUAAUUUCUUGCUCAAUGCCUAUAUUGUGAUUUUAAAAAAAAAUGUAUACCAAUCAAAUGUUAACGUUCAUUAAUAUAUUUUUAUUCAGUUUUAAUUGUUUUUGUAAAUGCAUUUGUAUGAACAUGGAGAUAAUGGUAUGUGUUGU